GUGUCAUCCGGAACCACUACUGUGCGUACGUGCAUGCGUCAGUGUGUGUACAUUGAACUCUGAUAUCUUUUUAUAAAUUAUACCUGUAUAUUCUCGUCGCUCUUUCGAGCGCAAUUGAAUCGGGAGCGAAGGCAGCAUCGCGAUGUUCGUCCUGACGAGACACGGAUCCCGCAGACUUGUGAUAAGCCGUGGAGGGGUGGCACUAGCACAGCGAUUAGCUAGGAGCACUGCAGCUUACGACACCAGCGAAUAUCAGUUUCUGCAGGUCAGCAAGGUGCCAACGUUGCAUUUUCAAAGGUCGCUGCCUCGUUUACCGAUACCGAAGCUCGAAGACUCGUGCAGAAGGUAUCUGAACGCGCAGAAACCUCUGCUGAACGACAAGGAGUUGCAGAACACGUCGUCCUGCGUCUCCAAGUUCCUCGCCGGUGAGGGGCAGAGCCUGCAGAAGCUGUUACUGCAGACCAAUGCCGAGAAUCCGCACACCAGCUACAUCAGCGAGCCGUGGUUCGACAUGUAUUUGCAAGAUCGCAAACCGCUGCCGGUCAAUUACAAUCCUUUCUUGGUCUUUGUGCCGGAAUCCGAUCCAAAGUACGACGCGCAAUUGGUGAAGGCGACAAAUCUCAUCGUGUCGUCGUUGAGAUUCCUAAAGUCGCUCAAGAAUAACGUCCUAGAACCGGAGGUGUUUCACAUGAAACCCGAGAAGUCGGACACCCAGUUGUUCCGCAACGUCACAAGUCUGAUCCCAUCUCGCUUCAGUUGGUAUGGCGCUUAUCUCUUUAAGGCUUUUCCGCUGGAUAUGUCCCAGUACAAGAAUCUAUUCAAUACGACGAGAAUACCGGAAGUAGGAAAGGAUAGAAUCUUUCACGAUCCCGCGGCCAAGCACCUGGUCGUACUGAGGAGAGGUCACUUUUACGCGUUCGACGUUUUGAACGCGAACGACUCGAUUCGUAGCCCUAAAGAGAUAGCCGCGUGUCUGAAGGUCAUCCUGGAAGACGACAGGCCGUCAAACAGACAUCCCGUGGGCGUUCUCACGUCGUCGGAGAGAGAUCAGUGGGCACGGGCGCGCGCCCAUCUAGUCGAAACUGGCAAUCGGCAAGUUCUCGAGAAAAUCGACUCGGCUGCGUUCGCGAUGAUCCUGGACGACGAAGUCGGCGCCGACCAAAACAACUUGAUUAAAACGUAUUUGCAUGCAGACGGUGCCAAUCGAUGGUUUGACAAGUCCUUUUCCCUCAUUGUUUCCAAGGACGGUUACGGUGGGAUCAACUUCGAGCACUCGUGGGGCGAUGGUGUCGCGGUACUCAGAUACUUCCAAGAUGUGAAAGCGGAUGUAUCAAAGAAACCAAGAUUCCAUCCCAAUGAGGUGGAUGAGCUUUCUAAGGAAAGCGCAAACGUAGAGAGAUUAGAAUUCUCUAUAGACGCGCAGAGCGGGGGUUUCAUCGAUCAGCAGAGAGCAACUUAUCGGGAGUGGGUGAAUCGGCUGUGCAUUGAUUUUGUCGUUUACGAGGAGUUCGGUAAGGAUCAAUGUAAGAAGCUCGGGGUAAGUCCGGAUGCCGUGAUGCAGCUGGCAUUCCAGUUGGCAUUGUAUACCCUAGAAGGCAAAUCGGUACCAACUUAUGAAUCUUGCAGCACGUCUGCAUAUAAGCACGGCAGAACAGAAACCAUCAGACCUUGUACGCUAGAGACUAAAGCGAUCUGCGUCGCUAUGACUCAGAAGCAGGUCGAGCUUUCUAAAUCAGAGCUGAAAAAGAUGAUACUUGAUUGUAGCAAAGCUCACAACGUGCUUACGAGAGAGGCCGUAAUGGGCCAGGGAUUCGACAGGCAUCUGUUCGCCUUGCGAAGAAUCUCGGAGAAAUCGGGUUCCGUUAGGCCAGCAAUUUUUCAAGACCCGGCUUACGAUGCUUUGAAUCAUAAUAUAUUGUCUACGUCUACUUUAUCAAGUCCGGAUGUGAUGGCUGGUGGAUUUGGACCAGUCGUGUCCGACGGCUAUGGAAUCGGAUACAUGAUCCAGGACAAACGCUUGGGUUCGGUCGUGACAAGUUAUGAUGGCAGCCGUAACGCCAAUCAAUAUAUACAAGCGCUAGCACAUGCGUUCAAGAGCAUCCACGACGUGUUACACUCGUAAUAGAGUUGUUAGUUAUGCAACUUGCCAGAUAUAUUUAGUUACAUCUUUAUUGGGAUAUAUAUUUUUACGGAGAUCGACAACUAUUAUUAUAUAAUAUUGUACAUUUACAAGAAUGUUUACAAUUGUUAUUCAUAUCAGAGGUAGGCACAAGUCUCCUUCCUUGGAGUCUUCUUUUUAACAGAGAAAGCAGUAACGGUGACGACUAUUACCUCUGAUAGUCCGAAACUUUUAUACAGUUGUUAAAUAAAUAUUUUUAAUACUUUUUAA
Molecule: messenger RNA, 2389 nt
Organism: Vollenhovia emeryi
Lineage: Eukaryota; Metazoa; Arthropoda; Insecta; Hymenoptera; Formicidae
Gene: CPT2
Product: carnitine O-palmitoyltransferase 2, mitochondrial
Exons: 7
Coding region: 143-2122 (659 amino acids)
Biological process (GO): fatty acid beta-oxidation
Cellular component (GO): mitochondrion
Molecular function (GO): carnitine O-palmitoyltransferase activity
Source: RefSeq, a predicted model, not a curated record